Moesziomyces antarcticus is the source of this 1149-nucleotide messenger RNA. RefSeq names its product COP9 signalosome subunit 6. Gene Ontology annotation, biological process: protein deneddylation. Gene Ontology annotation, cellular component: COP9 signalosome. The record is from RefSeq and is a predicted model, not a curated record. The transcript is spliced from 5 exons. Gene Ontology annotation, molecular function: protein binding; metallopeptidase activity. NCBI's taxonomy places the organism in Eukaryota, Fungi, Basidiomycota, Ustilaginomycetes, Ustilaginales, Ustilaginaceae. Bases 1 to 1149 code for a protein of 382 amino acids.
AUGUCUUCGGAAGCAGGACCGUUUAGCAGCACACCGUCGCUGAACCGAUCCAAGCUCUCAUCUGUCGUACUGGAUAGCCACUCGUCGACAAGCGUGGGCAGCAGCAUCAGCCUUCAUCCCCUCCCCAUCUUGAAUAUCUCGGAGCAUCUCGUCCGCACAAGACUACAGAGCAACAAUGCCGAAACCACUGGUGCGCGCCUUAUCCGACCACCUUCGCACUGCACAUGUGCUUCGGAUGCUGACUCUGUCUCGUGCCUCUCUUUUCCCGCAGUAUACGGCGUGCUCCUAGGGACACAGCAGGGCCGCGAAAUCGACAUCCAAAACUCGUUCGAGAUCACACUGGAUGCUGCGGCGUCGGCGGACUCUCCACCGGCGGUCAACCAUGCAUUCCUCAAGGCGCGGCAGUCGCAGUACAAGCAGGUCUUCCCCACGCUCGACCUGCUCGGGUGGUAUACGGUGGGCGAGGUGCCGACGCCGCGCGACCUCGAGAUCCAUAAGCAGCUGCUGGCGUACAACGAGACGCCGCUGCUCGUCCAGCUGUCGCAGACCGUCGCCUCGUUCGAAAACGCCGAGACCACAGGAGAACUGCCGAUCCGCGUGUACGAGUCGGUCGUCGAGGUCGUACAGGGCGAGACUGCCAGCUUCUUUGUGCCUGCAGGCUACAAGAUCGAGACGGGAGAGGCAGAGCGUAUCGCUGUCGACCAUGCAAGCAAGGCGGGCGCAGAGUCGGGCCAGUAUCAGGAAAGCACAAUGCUCGCGAGUAUGCAAGCACAGCACAGCGCGAUCGGCAAGCUCAAUGACCGCAUCGUCCAGGUGCUGGGCUACCUGCGCGCCAUACAAGACGGCCAGGCCGCUUGGGACCACGAGGCGCUGCGUCAAAUCCAGACGGUCGUCGCCAAUUUGCCCAACACCGUGCUUCCAGAGCUGCAAGACGAGAUUUUGCGGGACCACAAUGACGUGCUGUUGACCAACUACCUCUCGGUGCUCACCGAGAGCCUGCACACGAUGAACGAGCUGACGGACAAGUUCGAGCUGGUCCAGGCAGGUGGCAAGCCUGACAGCGAUGCUGUAGCUGGUGCCUCAGCCUCUGGGCCGCAGGGCCGCAGAGGCGGAGUCGGUCGCAGCUCGGCGCUGCGAGCCGUGUACUGA